Molecule: messenger RNA, 7318 nt
Organism: Lytechinus pictus (painted urchin)
Lineage: Eukaryota; Metazoa; Echinodermata; Echinoidea; Temnopleuroida; Toxopneustidae
Exons: 5
Coding region: 2-1765 (587 amino acids)
Molecular function (GO): nitric-oxide synthase binding
Source: RefSeq, a predicted model, not a curated record
CAUGCAGAGCCACGCAAUGCGAAUUGUCCGGAGUAUCGGUCAGGCUUUUGAGGUGUGCCAUAAACUGAGUCUCCAGCAUGCCCAUGCAGCAGCAGAUGGUCAAGCUGACGGAGAGAGCGAUAAAGUUGGAGAUGAAAUCCUAGAUACGAGAGAAGGUUACUUUGAUUAUAGGUAUUUUGUUUUCAAUCCAGUAAGAGGCAUAGACGGUGGCAACGAGAUGCACUCGACAGGGUCACAGAGGAUGCGGGAACGAGAUGAGACUGACGGUGUCUCGGUAGAACCAACAACGUUAGAAGGGAGAUCAUCAAGCAAGAAAAGGUCUCACCUAAACUCAUCCAUCCACUCGCAUAAAGUCAAGACAAACUCGUCCAUCCGCUCACAUGAAAGUGUCCAACAAAACACAUCUAUCCUGACUCCUGAUGAGCCCAGUAUGCCCUCACUCAGUCUAUACCAUCAAAGGCAGCUUCUUCAGCAGCAAUUGCAGCAGCAGGAGGCACAGACCCAGGUGGCCCUGGCUCAGGUGCAGCUCCUCAAGGAUCAGCUUGCUGCAGAAACUACAGCCAGGCUAGAAGCACAGACGAGGGUCCAUCAGCUUCUCUUGUACAACCGAGAUCUUCUGAACCAUCAGCAGGAGUUGGUGGCACACAUACAGGACAUGGAGUCCAAGUUCCAUGGCUCGAUGUCCCACAGUCCUGGAAACCCUUUCACCAUCCCUCCACCCCUGCCAUUGGGGGCUGACUAUGGUCUCUCACCGCACGGUCUUGUCCUACCAGAGUUCCCAGCCAUGGAAGAUACGCUCUUUAACGGGGGCAUGGACCACAGCCAGGCCGUCUAUGAGAACGCAAACUUUGGGCGUGGCAUGGGGGUCGGGAUGGCACCCAUGAAUAUCUCCACAGAGGCGAUGCCAACCAUGCAAGGGGCACAGAGCGUCAGCAGCAUGAGCGAUAGCAACAAUGAGCUCAACAACGACGGACAGGAGAACCACCAGGAAGACUUCACUGCGUCCAUCGAUGAAGAGGGUACAGUCAUGAACCUCAAGAAGUUGAACAUUUCGGAAGAUAAUGCAGGCAGUAGAAUGUCGCAGGGUGCAAACCUUGAUACGUCAAGUUCAAGUAUCCCCUAUGCCGGGUACGUGGAUUCAAGACAGUGUGAAACAAAUGGUAAUGGGGAUAUACGCAUCAUCGUCCCUGCUCCUAUGCAGGAUGCGACGGCCAAUCCUCUUGCCCUUGGGCACAACCAGGCAGAAGUAAAAGCCACCAAUAACCAGCAUAAUUCAUCCAGGAAAAGGUCCGCACCAUCGCAUCGGGGCUCGCUCCCCGUCGAGAUGAGUGCCACGCCCCCAUCCUACGAAAUGGCGGUGGAGCUCACAUCUAAUUCCGCCCCACCAACCCCUCAACCCCAGCUGGACGAUAGCCUCUCCAACGCCGUCGAACCCAUCGACAAGCCGUUCAAGCGGAAGUCGACGUCAUCGCGGGACUCGAGAGAGAGCUACCAAGCGCGGGGCAGCGUCCACAGCAUUGAGGCGAUGAAGGAGGCUAAGCGAUCGGGUAGCAUCGAAGAAGAGGACAUGUCCACCACACCUGAUUCCAGUCUCCAAUCACCCCAGACUCCCCAAUCCCCUCAGUCAGACCUAGCCAUCCCGGACACCAAGCUACACAUUAGCUUCAGUGAUGAUGAGAAUACAGAGAACUCUGAAGACUCUGGGGUUCCUAGACCUCCAAGGGCUUUAGAAUCAAUGACCUUUGAAGAAAUCGAAUCCCUAUAGAAAUUUUUAAUCAAGUUUUGAUGAUUGGCACUUGCCAAUGUCAACCCUUUUUUAUAGGCCCAUGUAGUAGCUUGUGUAUAAAUGCUAUUAAAUUGUAAAUCCUGUAUCUAAAGACCAAAUUAAAUGUCUGUAUACAUGUAUUUUGUAUGAAAGAUGAAAUGAUUCAUACAUAGCUUGUCAUAAGAUGUAUUAUGUAUAAAUUGAGACUUGAUGCUGACAUGGUAAAUGCUAUGUUCUCUUUCACAUUUUUAUGUUACAGGUAGUUUUAGAACUCCGUUUUCAGAAUUUCCAUAAAAAGAUAGCUAGUUCCAAAUUGUUCCAUGGGUAUUCUGUUCAUCUCCAUCAUGAAUGUUGUGAUUUUUAAAAGGCAAUAGGAAAAAAAUAAUCAUGAAAUAUAUUAACUGUUUGAACAUGAUGAAUGAUUUUAUGUCAUUAAGUUUAGUACAUUAUUAUUUCUGGUGCUUAGAUUUAUUUUGCAUAUUUAUUUGGGGUGUAUUGCCUGACAUAUUAACUUAUUGGAUCUGUUUGUACUCCAACUCAGUUACAAUAUUUGUUGACUCAGGCCAACAAGUCAUGUACAAAGAUCCUAACAUUGUGUAUGACAUUGCACAUAUAAAUAGCAGAUAAAGGUAAUUGAUUUUUAUGAAAUAUUUUAUUUAUUUUCAAUGAUAGUAGAUCAGCAUGCAUUCACAUAGACCAUGCAUCGUUCUUUUUUAUAUAGAAAUACUUAUGUUCAUCAUACCAGACAAUAAAUAUAGGCUGAAAUACUUCACAUAGUCACUAAAAUAGUCACAGAUUUUUCUCUUUUUUUUGCUAAUUGAGAGGUUGUCAUUAUUCUGUUGUUGUGUGUAACAUGAUUUUGACACUGGCUAGAGGCGGAAGAGGAAACUCGUAAUUUACACUAAAGGUCAUCUCUCAAUGAUUGAUCAUUAAAUUGGCAAUUCUAAUGAAUUUAGAUGCAUAUUUCAUAACUUGACCUUUCUAACGAUCAAACCUCCAGCAAUGCUUGAUCAUGUUUCAUUGGUUAUAGUUGCUAUGUUAUUUCUGUAUUUUCUAUGGUAACCUCAAUGAUAUUUUUCCUUUUUUUUACAAUCAGGAUUGCAUGGGUAAUAUGUUCAUAUAGAGAGCUAUAUUGCACUUGUAUUAUAUUGUAUAUAUGGACACGCAUCCUAACAUUGUUUUAAUAAACUGUAUUUGACAAAGGAAAUUAAUUGUGUAAAUUGAUGUGAUACCUAGAAAGGUUGUACAGAAGAAAAUCUCUUUAUGUGUGCACUGCUUCCAGUAUGAAAUUCAUAAAAAUUAUGUGAAUAUUAUGAACAUGGCAGAUUUAUACAUUAGCACUUUGUUUUCAGCCUAAAAAUGUCAGCUUGUAUCCUGUGUCUGCCAAUGCCAGUGAUAUGCUAGAUCUAUAUAUAUAUUUGUGAUGAAAGAGCAUUCUAAUUAAUUAUAACAGGCGUAUAUGUAUGUACAUUGUAUUCAAAUUUAUUUUUGCAGGCAUAUUAUUAUAUUAGAAGAUAUUGAGGAGCAUUUUCGAGAUAUAUAUAAUUUCUUUGGAUUGUAUUCAUAUUGGUGUGUAUCAUUCCACUAUUGUUUCUGCAUAAGAAAUGAGGACAUACAGGGGAAGUUGAGUCAUUCCUUAUCUUUUACAGGGCGUGUAAAAACAGAAAACCCAAUUUAUAUGUACUUUUGUUUAGGAAAAUAUUAAAUCGAUAAGAAUGACAAUUACAUCUCUCAUACAACUUAGUACCAUUUGAAUGAUAACUUGAUUAGGUUUCUACGGCCAUAUUGUACAUCAUUGUUGUAAGAAAGGAGUUCAGACUAAUGGCUGUAUCAUUCCCACAUGACAAUCAAAUAGGCAGAAUUGUUUGCUUUAAAUAAUAAACAUGGAGAAAUUCCAUUUUACCACAUGACAAUAAAAAUGUUGAAAAACUUCAUCAAUAUCACUUCUCAAGGAUGUUUUAUGUGUUUAAAAUGAAAUUUUUCAUUUUAUUUAAAGCAAACAAAAUUUUGGUAACAACAGAGAAACAAAUUACAACCCAAGACAACUGCUAAGAUUUUUAAUUUUUUUCUUUUUUUUAAAUCUUGUAUCAUCAUUUUUUUCCCAUUUCAUAGUAUGCAAAUGAACCAAUGACAAUUUCUCAUGAUUAUUUCAAAAGAUGUAUAUUGUAGAAACCCAUCUAGGUCUCAUUCAAAUGGUAAUUAGAAAUAUAUUUUAAAGCAAUUUCUUUUUAUUUAUUGAAACUGAUUAUUUUUUUCUAAUAAAAAUGUAUUAAAUGUUAGUUUUCAUUUACACAUAUUUUGAUGAACCCUGUAGUAUUCAUCAUUUUAGUGUUUCUGAUGCAUGGGCUAGAAUAUGAAACAAUCAUUUUUAUGAGUGAUUCUUUGCAUCAUGUAUAAAAUGUAUCCUGUGCUUGAUAUGUUUCAAUUUCUUUUACAUUCCUUGGGGGAAUAUUGAUGAUUUUCAAACACAAUCAAUUUUAUCUGCAAUGUACCUUCUACCAUAUAUUAGGUUAAGAUUAUUUAAAGUUUACAUUAAUUUUGUUUGAAACAAAGUAAGAAUUUGCCAAAUCAUAAACCUUAUAAUUACAUAGUGAAAAGAUAACCCAUAUAUUGAAUUUAAAGGAAGAUAUCAUUGAGUGUUUGUAGCAUGUAGAUAUAUCACAUGUAGAAUAAUAAUUUCCCCUGACUUAAUCAAACAACAGUACAGGUGUAACAUACCCUUUUAAUGAUAAUAAUAAUAAUGAUAAAAGUAAAUAGUAGUAAGAUCUCACAUUUAUGAAUUCCUUCCUACAGCAUGCUUAUAUUGUAGCUUCAUGAUUCAAUCUUCAUUUCAAAAGUAAGAUAAAAACUUCAUACAAAGUAACAUUGAAGUGUGAGUUGAUACAAAAGUAAUAACAAAUUGUAAAAAAAAAAUAUAUAUAUUGUAAGCAAAAUGCUUUAAGGAGUGUCCCUAUGCCUAUUGACUAUCUUCUGAAAAUUACAUUUGAUGAUCAAGCCUAGCAUGAGUUGAGUACACAUUAAAGGCACAAAUUUUUUACUUUUCAAAAGUCACCACGUUCAUCUUUGGCUAAUCUAUUAGAAAAUAUGUGUGAGGUUUUUUUUUCUUUUGCCUAUAGUAUGGUAUGAACUAAUUCUCUUGUGAUUUUUGCUAAGUAACAAUAUUAUGUCUUUAAAACCAAAACAUGCCUGCUCUUACCAUGGACCUAGGUCCAUGCUCUUACAGAUCACCAUUACAAUUCCAUCCCACUCUCAUUUGGUAUUCAGUUCAUGAAUUUGGCUAUUUUAUCUUUAAUUUGAGACAUCUCUUGAGGAUACAGAUUUUUAAGUCUUAUUUGGCAGGUAUAUUUUUAUUAUGCAAACAUUCCUGGCCAUGCAGGAGUAAAAUGGUCCAAUUUAGUGCAAAAUCAAUUGCACACUAUUUUACAAGCAGUGAGAAGUCACAUUGCUCCUUUAUUCAAGUGUUGGUUUUAUUGUAGUUCGGUGAAUUAAAAUGCCAUGUUUUAUGUUAUUUUGAUGUUGUUUCAUUUCUUAGCCAAGCAAAAUGUUUAGUAAAGUUUUACUUGUCUAAACAUUCAAUUGAAUACCACUCCAUGGUAUUAUGAAACUCUAGCUUGGAGAUAGAUUACACUGCCAUUCAAAUUAGCAUUCGCAAAACAAGGAAAUGUGAAUUUAGUCAUGAACAUUCAAAUUUCACCUCAGAAAAAAAGUUUGUAUUUCAUAAGAGUAUGAUUGUAUUCAAAGUCGAAGAAUCUAAGAGGCUAGUUCAAUUCAUUAAUGUAAAACAAGUUUUUCAAUUUUAACAAUUUUUAUUUAUUCAUCAAGUCAUUUUGUAAUCAAGACAAAAUUUAAAUCUUGUUACAUUAUCAUGGUUACUGUCAACUUUUAGUGAAACAGACGCAGUCUUUUGGUGCAUACUACACUGGCAUUUUUGAAAAGAAAUACAUUUUUUAAUGAUAUUUGUAAUAUUUUUAUUAUAUUAUCUUAAGUGAAAAUAUUCUCCUUUUUUAAUUAUCAUGCACUGCCAAAUUCAUCCAAAAUUUAUUUGACAAUCUGUGAUCUAUAAGGAUUCCAUUGGGUAAAUUUGAUACCUGAGUUUUUAAACAACAGUAAGAUAACAUUAUAAUUUAUGUAUUUAUUAUACAGUAAUCAUAUUUAUUUCAUGUUGUCACAGAAGAUUAAGUGCCCCUUCCCCCCCAAAAAAGUGAUGAACAAGUCAACACUAAUCGUGAUACAAGGAGAAUAUUGAAUGGUGUUGACAAUUGGGCAAACAGUAAAAGAAAGUCAACAGACAAUGAUAUGACAGCAAUAAUGGUAUAUAUUGACAAACCUGGCAAGAAAUUUAUAAAGCUGGUGGAAUUGUAGUCGGGUUCCUUUUCAUGCGUGAUACUAUUAGAAACCGGUGGAUGUUUCAUAAAGCUGUACGUAAGUUAUGAGUGACUUUACAAACAACUGGUGACCCUUUCUUAGGGACUACAUCAACACCAAUUAAAAAAUAUGAUGGGUAUCAUUUACCACAAGAAAGGAUCACCAGGUCAUAAAGUACAUGUAGCUCAUGACUUACGAACAGUUAUACGAAACACCCACCUGGAUGCAAAGAACAUGCAAGCUUUAUAAGCAGUUCAGCCCAUUAUAGUCAGGCUUUGGUAAAGCAGUUUGAUAUGUAUACCCUAGUAUUAACACUACGAGAUUCAAGUGUGCUUUGGAUUAUCAGCUAAUGCCAUGUGUACAUGUAUUUAUGUCAUUGGAAUUAUGUUUCUUUACCCAUUUGUACAUCUUUAUUUUUCUCAAUUUUGGCAAACAAUUUCUUUAUACAAUCAUUGACCUAAUCUAUCUACACUCAUUGUUCUCUCCAAUUUUUUUCAGUUCACUUGCUAGGAGAGUUGACUUACACACACUCUGCAUAUAUCAGGGAUUCUAUAUCAGGCAAUCAUCUCAUAAUUUUUGUUUUAAAGUAGUAGUAUAUAUCUUUUUGUUUAAGAAGAAAGUAUGUAAUUACUUAAUUUGCUACUUUUCCCAGUUGCCCUGGGCCACCAUCAUUACUUCAUUAUAUGAAGCAAAGGCAAAAUAGAGGGUCUCUGUUAUAUAGCGAUGCAACAAGAAAAAGUACCACUAAUACGUCAUUAAGAUGGGGGCCAAGUUGUUAUCUUUCAAUUUAUAUCCCUCUUGAGUUAUUAUUUCUGAACUAUUAUUCACUCCCCUAAUUUGCAUACAAACUUAACAUUAACAUUAUGCGGUAGAAUUAUAUGUUCUCACUUUACAUUGAAAUGUAUUCUUAAUAAUGUUUUAGAUGUUUGUAUUGUAUUUAUCAUGUGGCAAUCCUUAAAUGGUGAUAAUCAUUGAUGUUUCGAUUAUAUGUCGCUUAUUAAUUCACCAUGGUGAUAAUGUUCUGCCAAAAAAUUAUUCGUAGCUCUCUGUAAUAUGUCCCCUGUUUGACUAUGAAAUCACACUGCAUUUUGAAUGAAUUUGUUAUCUGUAUGUGUGAGCAUGCCAGCUGUGCUGUAUUUUGAAAAUAAGUAUCUAGAAAUUGAAUAAACAUUUGCCAUUCUACUUUAA